UGUCAAUGUCAAAAUUAUGUCACUCGUUUCACCAAAAUUUUGUAAUUUUACAUAGAAUUUAACUUCAUGUUCGAAUGUUUAUUUUCAAUUGAUUUAAAAUGUUUCGUAAUACUUUAAAAGUAAAUUUGAUAGCACGUGGUCAUGAGGUUCAAAGAUGUAAACACACUAGUAAAUUGGAUGCUAUAAGAGAAAAACUAAGAGAGGGUCCAGGCUUGGCGGAUUUCAUAUCUGAAGAUAGACCGGCCAACUGGGACGAUUAUGAGGGGAAGCUGAAACGAGAGAAAGGUGAAGUGGAGAGAUUGAGGCUACCUCCUUGGUUAAAGACAUCAAUACCUACAGGUUCAAAAUUCAGUGCACUAAAAGAGCAGCUCCGUGGGUUGAAGUUGAGUACUGUGUGUGAGGAGGCCAGGUGUCCAAACAUUGGAGAAUGCUGGAGCGGAGGCAAACAUGGCACAUCUACUGCCACUAUUAUGCUAAUGGGCGAUACUUGUACACGCGGCUGCAUGUUUUGUUCGGUAAAAACAUCUCGGGCGCCGCCCCCACUGGACCCGGAUGAACCUCGCAACACAGCCUAUGCUGUGGGUCAAUGGGGUCUAGGAUAUAUUGUGUUGACAUCUGUCGACAGAGAUGAUUUGCCAGACGGUGGCUCCUCACACUUUGCGGAAACUGUCAGAGAAAUAAAACGACAGAACAGUGAGAUCCUGGUGGAGUGCCUGGUGCCCGACUUCCGCGGCAACCGGGACAGCAUCGCGAACAUCGCCAACUGCGGACUUGAUGUGUUCGCGCACAACAUUGAGACAGUGGAGAGACUUACGCCCUUCGUGAGGGACAGACGUGCGGGGUAUCGUCAAACGCUGAAGGUGCUGGAGACGGCGAAGGAGAUAAAUCCUGAGCUGGUGACCAAGUCCUCCAUCAUGCUGGGUCUGGGAGAGACAGAUGAGCAAGUGGAGCAAACUAUGAAAGAUCUCCGAUCAGCAGGCGUUGACUGUGUGACAUUAGGUCAGUACAUGCAGCCUACGAAGAGGCACCUGAAGGUGUUUGAAUAUGUGACUCCGGCCAAGUUCCAGCAGUGGGAGGCUCGAGGUGGACAGCUGGGCUUCCUGUACACUGCCAGUGGACCCCUCGUCAGGUCCUCGUACCGGGCUGGAGAGUUCUUCAUCACCAGUCUGCUCAAAGACAGGAAGGCUAAGACGGCCUGAUCACUUUGAUAACUUCGGUGACCUUAAAGUCUCUCUUAGUGUGAAUUUACGUACACUAAGGGAUACCCUUAGGCAUCAAUUAAUGACUAAGUAAGACAGGAAGAUUGUCCAACUAAUUGCCUCCAACUGA
Molecule: messenger RNA, 1329 nt
Organism: Papilio machaon (common yellow swallowtail)
Lineage: Eukaryota; Metazoa; Arthropoda; Insecta; Lepidoptera; Papilionidae
Gene: Las
Product: lipoyl synthase, mitochondrial
Exons: 8
Coding region: 99-1199 (366 amino acids)
Biological process (GO): lipoate biosynthetic process
Cellular component (GO): mitochondrion
Molecular function (GO): 4 iron, 4 sulfur cluster binding; lipoate synthase activity
Source: RefSeq, a predicted model, not a curated record